Messenger RNA from Tarenaya hassleriana, 2189 nucleotides. RefSeq names its product putative BTB/POZ domain-containing protein At5g13600. Gene Ontology annotation, molecular function: protein binding. The record is from RefSeq and is a predicted model, not a curated record. NCBI's taxonomy places the organism in Eukaryota, Viridiplantae, Streptophyta, Magnoliopsida, Brassicales, Cleomaceae. Bases 231 to 2009 code for a protein of 592 amino acids. The transcript has 4 exons.
UCCUUCUAUCUCCGUACCUGGAGACUCGGUACCAUCGCCGUCUCUUUAGAACUAAAAUUUACCCAAUUAAAUUGAUUAAAAAAAAACCUAAUUUCUCAAUUGUCAGCUCCUUGGAUUUUGUUGCGAAAGAUCCCACAUUUCCCAGUCUCGAAGAGAUGAACUGAUAACAGAUAAUAAUCAUUAGAAAAGGAAGUGAAGUGGCGCAGAGGAAGUGAUUCUUCGACGGAUUAAUGGCGUGCAUGAAGCUGGGCUCGAAAUCCGAAGUGUUUCAUCUCGACGGCCGAACCUGGUUGUGUUCAACAGGGCUUCAAACGGAUGUCGUGAUCCAAGUGGAGGAGACGACAUUCCAUCUGCAUAAGUUUCCGCUGCUAUCGAGAAGCGGGUUUCUGGAAAAUCUUCUCGCCGAAUACGAUAACGAUCGUGUUCUUCAGCUUGAUGACAUUCCCGGUGGAGCCAGAGCCUUCCUGCUUGUGGCUAAGUUCUGCUAUGGUGUAAGGAUUGAGGUCACAGCUUCGAAUGUUGUCAGUCUCAGAUGUGCGGCAGAGUACCUUCGAAUGAGUGAGGACUAUGGAGAAGGCAACCUCGUGUCUCAAACCGAGAAUUUCCUCGACGAGAUCUUUGCAAGCUGGAACGGUUCGAUCAAAGCCCUCGAAUCUUGCGAAGAAGUGUUAUCUGCUGCCGAAGAAUGUAGUAUCGUCUCGAGAUGCAUCGCUUCUUUGGCCAUGAAGGCUUGUGCUGACCCGGUUCUGUUCGGCUGGCCGAUGUCAGGAGGAUCAGAAGGAACUGUCUUUUGGAACGGAAUACGGACAACGGCCAAGCCGCCUUCCGUGAACGAAGACUGGUGGUUCGACGAUGUGUCAUUCCUUAAGUUCCGGUUUUACAAGAGGUUCAUCGAGGAGGUUGAAUCCAGAGGCAUGAAACCGGAGAAAGUAACAGGGUCGAUAAUGCACUACACGAAACGAAAUCUGCCGCUGCUCGGUAGUAACCGGCAAUCUUGCUCUGAGAAUGGAACCUUUACGGAUACUUACUCGACACUUGCCUCGUCUCCGGUACACGAGGAUCAGAGAACUCUCCUCGAGGAAAUCGUGGAGAUUCUCCCGAGCGAGAAGAGUGUCACACCAACCAAGUUCCUUCUCAGGCUUCUCCGAACAUCCAUGGUUCUACACACAAACCCGGCCUGUCAAGAAAAUCUAGAGAGAAAAAUCGGCGCCCAGUUAGACCAAGCUGCUCUCGAAGAUCUUCUGUUACCGAAUAUGGGGUACUCGGCCGAAACCCUCUACGAUGUAGACCGUGUCCAGCGGAUUCUUGACCAUUUCAUGUUGGCCGACCAUGAUACAUCCGAUCUGUCGAAUUACAUAGUCGAAGAGAGCCAAUUGCUCGGUGGUUCUCAUCCUCUUACGCCGGUGACGAUGGUUGCCAAUCUUAUAGAUUGCUACUUAGCAGAGGUGGCCUCUGAUGUUAACCUGAAGGUCUCCAAAUUUCAAGAACUCGGUGCUAUAAUCCCGGAAUAUGCCAGGCCGCUGGACGAUGGAAUAUACCGUGCCAUCGAUAUAUAUCUCAAGGCGCAUCCAUGGAUGACGGAUUCCGAGAGGGAGCAGCUGUGUCGGCUCAUGAACUGCCAGAAACUGUCGCUGGAAGCGUGCACGCACGCCGCUCAGAACGAGCGUUUACCGCUGAGAGUCAUCGUGCAGGUCCUCUUCUUUGAACAGCUUCGGCUCAGGACAUCGGUAGCAGGAUGGAUCUUUGUCUCGGACAACAUCAACGACGUCAACCCGAGCGGGAAUCUCGGGCUAGCGAGAGCUAACGUCGUAGGGGUAAACGAGAUGAGAGAGCGCGUGUAUGAGUUGGAGAAGGAGUGCUUGAACAUGAAGCAAGAUCUUGAGAAGAUUGUGAAGACGAAGGGAGGAUGGAACAUCUUCUGCAAGAGAUUUGGGUUCAGGUCCAAGACAAGGACUUCACCCUGUGACAAAGGAGGAGCUGCUCUAAUCCAUGGUGAAACCAGAGGUUAAUCGUUGUUAAAAGACAUGCGAGCCAUUAGGUUGUGAAAUCUGUCCUAAGUUCUUUCUUCCCCCUUUUAUUUUAUUUUAAAAAAAAUGUUUUUUUUUCCGGUGUUGUCGGAAACAAGAUGCGAUCUUUGUCGAUUUUCUGUUGGGACAAUUGCUAUGACUAAUUUGUUAAUUUUGGCUAGA